CCGUUGCUAAGAUACGCCCAAGAUUGACAGCGUUCCUGGUUUCCGGUUCCCUCCGCUCUGCGCAGAAGGUUGCUAGUCACAGGAGCCACAAUGGCGUUUGUAGUCUCCUUCAGAUAGGGCUGUGGAUGAUACUAAAAUCCACUAGCAUCGCCCUAAAUAUAGGCCUGGUUGAUUCCCAGAGCCAUUGAUAAUAAACUGGAACAUCUACUGCACACGAAAAUACUAUGAUUUCUAAUCAUUAUUGACUUUAUAGGGGAUAAAAACUUACAUAAACAUGUAAACAGUACCAACCGGGUCAAGUUUUCAAAUUUUGUUCCGAGAAACGAGCGUCCUUUUUAAAAAUGAAGGCGUUUUUAGCUUGUUUCUGAAUGCUAAAAAGACCGCAAUUCUGUGGAAUAAAAGUUAACUUGGCACCGGACAAGGACACCUUUUCACAAAAAGGGGACUUUUUCUUUUUUUUGUACGAGUCAGCCCCGCUAACCGCCGAGCUUCAGCUAGCUAGCUAGCUUAAACAUUGAGCCGGAGACGACACCACAAUGCUCCGAUGUUUGGUUGGAAUCAUUGACUAAGUCAGUGUACAUACUUUAAAGGCACUGGGGAAACAACCUUGGGCAUUUUUUGUUCCUGCUUUUGACGAACUAAUGGUGAUCUACCAUGGAAUGAAUUGAAGGAGGAGAAACUGGACGUGAGCGGCCUUGGUUGUGUUUAUUUUGUGUUAUUCUCUUUCUGCUUAGUAACACUUUAGUUUUGGGAGUACUGCUUCUCCUGUGAAUGACUUGCCUGGACCACCAGAGAGGCCCAGUUGCAGGAGGAGAGGUACCGGCGUGAGGAGGAGGAGGUGGAGGAGGAGAUGCCUGGGUCGGACCGACACCAUGGGACCAAGAGGAAGCCGGAAUCUAGCGGUGUGGCACACCAGACCCAGACCCAGGCCUCUGCGACUCCCAAGGCGACAAGCAGAGCAACAGGCAACAAGGUGCAGUUAAAACAUUCAAUGUCUUCUUCUUCGAAACGCAAACGGCAUAAAUCAGCUAAACAUUUCCGAGGAGCAGCACCGGGACCGGGAGAUUAUAACACCGAUGCUGCUGCGCCACCUGGCGUCAACGCGGUGAAGCCUCUGGUGGAGUACGAUGAUAUCAGCUCCGACUCGGACACUUUCUCAGACCCGCCGUCCUCCAGGCCUUCAGAGAGAGGAGGCGCCGGCGGGGACCGACUGGAGCCUCCGUCACCUGACUACGAUAGGGACGAUAUCGGUAGAGAAGAAGGAGAGGAAGAAGAAGAAGUUGUUAAAGGGAACAGGGGGCACAGACACUCCCGGAAAAAGCCCAAGGACCCUAAUAAAGUUAGAGACCCCGGUAAUGGAGAACGUGGGUACAAGAAGAAGAGCAGCAAAGACCGCGAGAAGAUUUCUGGGAAGAGCAGGGAGAAAGCUGCCUCCUCCUCCUCUUCAGGCUUCUCAUCCAAACGCCAGCUCCAAGCAGAGGGUGGUGAGUCUAAGCUCAUGCUCUCCACCCAGCUGCAGCCUGCAGCCAGCGUAGGCAGCACCACGUCCUCCACAUCUUCAUCUCGGAGCAAGGAGAGCGGUGGGAAGUCAGGGAAGUCUCGCAAAGACAAGCAGCAGAGGAGAGAGGCCCGAGGAGAGGGAGGCAGCAGCCGCACCCCCUCCUCCCAGAGGAACCGAGCAGAUAGAGCCCACCACCGCAAGUCCACCAAGAGCCACAAGGCGACCCUUAAAGGCAAGUCUUCGAGUAGUAGAGGUAGCCCUCGCAGGAAGGCAACAAGCUCUGCUGCUCUCUCGCCAAGUCCUAGAAGAGUGGCUGGAAGCGAGAGUCCACAAGGCAGUGGGUAUGGGCAGCAGCAGCAGCAGGUGGAUGACGGCUACUCCACCAGGCGGAGGGUGGCCCAGCACCAGCAGAGCCCCGGUCCUUACGGGGAUAUGUCCCGCCGCAGCAGGCAGAGAUCAGAAAGCCCCUACGGCAGCAGACACAGGUCCUCCAGCUACGAGAGAGACAGCAGCCCGUACUCAAGGAGACGAUCCAUCAGCCCCUAUGGGACCCGCAGGUCCUCCAGCACCAGUCCCAUGUCUCGACGCUCUGGCCGCUCCAGGAGCCGCUCCCCCAUGCACUACUCGUCUUCUCGCCGCUCCUCCUCUCGUUCCCGUAACAAGAGGCAUACUUCCUCCGUUGCAGCGGCGGCCAGCUCCCACAGCAGCCGGCCAGCUAGCCGCUCUCCUCCCUCCUCUCGCCUGCCGCCAACCUCCAGCCUGGGAGCAGAGCUGAGCCGCAGGAAGAAGGAACGGCAGGCUGCUGAGGCGGCUGCCCGUGCUAGUGGUGGUGGUGUUUCCACCCCUCCGCCGGCGCCUCCACCGGCACCAACACCUGCCCCGGCACUAGCACGUAAAUCUGCUGGCUCCUCCUCCUUACGACCCACUAAACCCGCGACUCCCCAGCCAGAAAUAGACUCGGCAGAAGCAGAAGAACCUCUGCCCCCACCACCCGCACCAUUACCCCAGGAUGCUCCCAGUGCUGAAAAUGAGGUUACUGCACCUCUACCUUCCCCUUCCACCUCCUCUCCUGCUCCUCCUGAGCCCUCUCCUCCUGAACCACCCGCUCCAGCCACCCAGGUUCCACCGCCGCCGCCUCAGGCUGAAACAAGUGUUCAGCCUCCCAGUGUUCAGCUUCCUACACCCCCAACCACAUCCCAGGCCAAAUCGCCAGCUCCGGUUCCUGCACGCAGCCCUCUCCGCCAGGUCCCGUUCCACAAGACGUCGACUCUGCCUCUCCUGCCUUUACCGCCUGCUCUGCUGGGAAACGCUCAGGACAGUCCAAAGAAGUCCACCCCUCCUCAGAGGCUAUCUAGGAAAGAGAAGGAAGUUCGGAGCCGGCCGUCACUCAUUGACCUUCCUUUACCGCCCACCCUGACUGGAGGUGACUCCUCACCCCCACAGUUCGCCAUCCACCAGGCCCCUCCGCUACCCCAGACAGUCCUUAAGAAGAGACCAAAGAUUUGCUGUCCGCGAUAUGGUGAGCGCAAACAUACCGUGAGCGACUGGGGCAAACGCUGUGUAGAUAAAUUCGACAUCAUUGGCAUCAUAGGGGAAGGCACCUACGGCCAAGUGUACAAGGCCAAGGACAAAGACACUGGUGAACUGGUGGCUUUGAAGAAAGUGCGUUUGGACAAUGAAAAGGAGGGUUUUCCCAUCACAGCCAUUAGAGAGAUCAAGAUCUUGCGGCAGCUCAAGCACCGCAGUGUUGUCAACAUGAAGGAGAUCGUCACCGACAAGCAGGAUGCACUUGACUUUAAAAAGGACAAAGGUGCUUUUUAUCUGGUGUUUGAGUACAUGGACCACGACCUGAUGGGCCUGCUGGAGUCGGGCCUGGUCCAGUUCUCCCAUGAGCACGUCCGCAGCUUCAUGCGCCAGCUGAUGGAGGGUCUGGACUACUGCCAUAAGAACAACUUCCUGCACAGAGACAUCAAAUGCUCCAACAUACUGCUCAACAACAGAGGUCAGAUCAAACUGGCUGACUUCGGUUUGGCCCGGCUUUACAAUUCAGAGGAAAGUAGGCCGUACACUAAUAAAGUAAUCACACUAUGGUACCGCCCCCCUGAACUUCUGCUGGGAGAGGAGAGAUACUCUCCAGCCAUUGAUGUAUGGAGCUGUGGGUGUAUUCUGGGGGAGCUCUUUACCAAGAAGCCCAUCUUCCAGGCGAACCAGGAGCUUCUACAGCUGGAGCUCAUCAGCCGUCUGUGCGGGAGUCCCUGUCCUGCAGCCUGGCCCGACGUCAUUAAACUUCCACUCUUCAACACCAUGAAACCCAAGAAGCAGUACAGACGGCGGCUGCGGGAGGAGUUUGCCUUUUUACCUCCUCCUGCCCUGGACCUGCUGGACCGAAUGCUGACCCUCGACCCCGCACGGCGCUGCUCAUCGGAGACCGCUCUCAGUAGUGACUUUCUGAGUAACGUUGAGCCCAGCAAGAUGCCGCCGCCAGAUCUUCCUCACCAUCAGGACUGCCACGAGCUGUGGAGUAAGAAGCGACGACGUGCACGUCAGAGCGGGGUGCCCGAGGAUGUGCCUGCGCCCAAAGUGCCCCGUAAGGAGGCGACAGGGACCUCCAGUGGAGAGAACAGCCGGCCCCAAACCCAAAGCCCGGCUGGAGCCCCGCCGCCUCCUCCAGGAAAACCGCCCUCCACAGCCAUCUUAGAGAGUGAGUUGUCAGGCCUGGGAGUUGCUGCAGAGCAGUUGAACCAGACUGAGCUGGCGGUGCUGCUGAAUCUCCUCCAGGGACAGACGGACCUCAGCCUGCCCCAGGUGGCCCAGCUCCUCAACCUCUCCAACCCAGAGACUCUCAGCCAGUCGUUGUCUGCCCUCAGCGAGACCGCUGACCACCAGGGGGCUCCAGAGGACCAGGCCCAGCCUGCUGCCAGGUCCCAGCCCCCAGAGCCGCCUCCCGAACCCCAGGAACUCUCGCCGGCAUCCGGAGACCCGCCGCUCAGCCAGGAAGACCAGGCCAACCUGCUGGCUCUCAUUUUGGGCCACAUCAUCAAGCCGCAAACCGAGGAGCAACGGGAUGAGAGCAAUGGCGUCCAAUCAGAGGAGGCACUAAAGCGCGGUUCGUCCGCCUCUACUACUGAUCGCAAGGAUGGCGCAGCAUCAAAAAGGAAGGGGUCCAACCAGGUGCCUCCGUCCGGCGAGCAGCGUCCGCCCUCUCCACCCGGGCCACCUCCGUCAGCUCUCCUCCUUGGAAACGCCCAGCAGGCCGGGUCUGAGACCCAACCCAGCCAGGACAUCAGCCCCGCCGUGGCAGCUGCCUUGCUCCAGCUCAUCUCUCAGCGGGACUCGGAAGCCGGGGCCCCUCAGCGCAGCAAGGACCCGUCUCCUGCUGUGGACGCUGUGGCUGCAGCUGAGGCCCCAGCAGGACUGGGGACCGCUGCUCCUACCGCUGCAGCACAGUUCCCUAAAGACCAAGACCUCCGCUUUGCCCAUGGAGCUGCCCGCUGACCCUCAGUCCUCCCCCCCGGUGAGACAGACCUGGGCACCCUGGGGACGGCUCUGGCAAUCCUGGCCUGAAGGGAAACUCAGAGGGAAACCUUCAGAUUAGGACUCACUGGACCAUGAGCAGGUAGCUAAAGUUGAAUCAAAGAUGUUGAAUGUCUGAAAGAAAGAGAUUAAGGGCCUCUUCAGGUCACGAACAUCACUGCCCUCUGAACAAGCUGUGUUGUUUAGACCUGUGGUCGGUCUGACCUUUAACCAUCCAUGUAUCCCUUGCUCUUUCCUGUCAACUGAAGGUCCUGACUUGAAUGAAGUUUAGCUUCCAAUUUGAGUGCCGUGCAGCCGACACUCAACUUAGAAAGCAGCUGUGAUCUUUUUCUUUCUUCCCAAAACAAAUGAUUGUCAUGUCCACGGCAGUGCCCACUUUAGUAAUCUUCUUUUGGAAGGAUGAAGUCUUCCACUCUGUGAUGGGGUGGUGUCUGCGACAGUGUACUGUGUAUGGGUAUAUUUGCUACCGCUGGAGGACCAUGAGUUUCCCAUUGAACCUUACAUGCUGGAUAGCCCCCCCGUUUUCAGCUUUGUGCCUCCGUCGUGGCCCCAGCGACCCCUGAAUGAUCUCGGCCUAGUGGGGAAGUGUGGGUUAAGUUUCUGUUUUGGAUGGCACCUACAACAGUGUACAUCUGCAGGACUGUAUUUUUGUUUUUUUUUGUUUACCCAACUGUUUCAUAUAAUACCGUGUCUGUCAUCAACUCAGCUGAAUUUCAAUGUGUUCUCAACCCACAAACAACCUCUCUGUGUCCUAACAAGUACUCACCUUCCUGUCUCAAAAUAAGGAUGAAACCACUAUAUUACGACGGACUGCUCCAUAAUACACAUGCUACUCUGCUAGUUGAAGUAAAAAAGCUAGAAACAUAAUAUACACACACAGAAACUGACUCUUCCGGCUUUUCCUGGUGGGCUGUGAAAGCCUCGUCUAAUAUGUCGUCGCCUCCCUGCCAACUUGUGCAAUUUAGUUUUUUUUCGGUGCAUUUAUUUUCUACCUAAAGAAAAGGAUACACGCUUAAAAAAAAAAUAAUGGUCCAUGGUUCCGUUUCCUUUUUUUUUGCGUUGGAAAAGGAAGAGGAGGAGAAAAUGAUUUCAUGUGUCUGUAAAAAAGAAAAAAAUAUUUUGUAAUAUGUGUUUUCUUGGUUCAGUUUAUUAAAAGAAGUAAUGCGACCAGCUCAA
Sebastes umbrosus (honeycomb rockfish) is the source of this 6211-nucleotide messenger RNA. RefSeq names its product cyclin-dependent kinase 12 (gene cdk12). Gene Ontology annotation, molecular function: ATP binding; cyclin binding; RNA polymerase II CTD heptapeptide repeat kinase activity. The transcript is spliced from 14 exons. Gene Ontology annotation, cellular component: nucleus; cyclin/CDK positive transcription elongation factor complex. The record is from RefSeq and is a predicted model, not a curated record. Lineage: Eukaryota; Metazoa; Chordata; Actinopteri; Perciformes; Sebastidae. Bases 851 to 4996 code for a protein of 1381 amino acids. Gene Ontology annotation, biological process: transcription elongation by RNA polymerase II; positive regulation of transcription elongation by RNA polymerase II; protein phosphorylation.